AAUAACAGCAUGAGGGCCUUUAUCGCGUUGUCGUUCGUCGCCGUGAUGAGCGCGGCUUCUGCGGCUCCCGGCGGUUGCUGUGGAGGAGGUGGAGGCGGUGGCUACGGCGGCGGAGGUGGUGGAGGAGGUGGAGGCGGCAGCGUUAUAAGCGCAAGACUCGUCGGGGUUGGAGAGCUUCCUGGCGGCGGACACGGCGGCGGAGGAUACGGCGGUGGCGGCCAUGGAGGUUCCGGAGGCGGCAGUGUCAUCCCCGGCCGACUCGUUGGCGUCGGCUCCCUGCCAGGCACCGGCGGAAGCGGCGGUGGAGGCGCUGGGGGCUACGGCGGCAGCGGCGGAGGCGGCCACGGAGGCUCGAGCGGGGCCAGCGUCGUCCAGGCUCAGUUGGUGGGCGUCGGCAGCCUUCCCGGAGGAGGCGGCGGCGGGUACGGCGGCAACAGCAUCGGCAACGGCGGCGGCGGCUGGUGAAGGGGAGGUCCUCACAGUC
This is a messenger RNA of Penaeus indicus, 484 nucleotides long. RefSeq lists its product as uncharacterized. Bases 10 to 465 code for a protein of 151 amino acids. Lineage: Eukaryota; Metazoa; Arthropoda; Malacostraca; Decapoda; Penaeidae. The transcript has 2 exons. The record is from RefSeq and is a predicted model, not a curated record.